GAGACUCUGUCGGAGAGUGACGAUAUGGUGAGCAGGCAUCUAUCAGGGGCAGAAUGUGGCACCUGGACUCUGAGGUCUCAGAGAAGAUGGUGGCUUGGGGAUGGUGCUCUGAACGCCCUGCCUGCCAUGAUGUGGCCUGCUGGCUGUUUUGAGAGCUGAAAUUCUCACAGAAUGGAAACUCUCUUGUACACAGGCCAAGAAAAUGAAAAGCCUCCUGCCCGAGAUGCUGAAAUUCCUGGGAAAUUGGUCCUGGGACAUUUCAGUGAUGGCUCUGGACACCUUCCGCAAUGUUCUGGGGCAGCUGAAGAAGAAAGAGGCCAGCAGCAUGGCUCUGAAGGCCGUGGAGAGACUCUGGAAACUGUUUGAUGCGAGAGAGGAGUGUCUGCGGGAGCGCUCCAUCUCCCUCUUCAAGGAGCUGCUGGGCAAAACCAUAUGGAAGGACAAGGAAGCCAUGAAGAGAAACUCCUGGAAGGUCAUGGUCCAGCUCGUUCUUCACAUCAGUGACGAGGCCCCCAGCGUGGCCAAGGCCUCCAAGGAAGCCGUCGUGGCUAUAGCUGAGCUCUUCAAGUGGAAAGAAUUCAAGGAGCUGGCUCAGAAAGAGGAGAUAUGGAAGAUGAGCGAGUUCCUGCUGGCCAAGGACAGCAGCAGGGCUGAACAAUAUGUGCUGGAGAGCCAGCCCUAUCUGCUGAGCCCUCAGGCCUCGAUGCGAGAGGCGGCCCUCAGAUUCUUAGGUGGCUUUGGCGGCCAUCUUGCCUUGUUCCACCCCCGGGCUGCUGAGGGGAGGCCCAAGGUGGUGUGGCUGAAGAUCCAGCCCAAGGUGGUGUGGCUCAAGAUCCAGCCCAAGGUGGUGUGGCUCAAGAUCCAGCCCAAGGUGGUGUGGCUGAAGAUCCAGCCCAAGGUGGUGUGGCUCAAGAACCAGAUGGCCAUCGGGGAUGACCCCAAGUUCCUGGCGCGGCACAGCCAGGGGGUGCUGACGCUGCUGAUCCGCAAGCCGGGGCCCUUCGACGGCGGCACCUACACCUGCAGGGCCGUCAACGAGCUGGGCGAGGCCCUGACCGAGUGCCGCCUCGAAAUUCGGG
This is a messenger RNA of Zonotrichia leucophrys gambelii, 1079 nucleotides long. RefSeq lists its product as uncharacterized. The transcript has 10 exons. The annotation marks the transcript as partial. NCBI's taxonomy places the organism in Eukaryota, Metazoa, Chordata, Aves, Passeriformes, Passerellidae. Gene Ontology annotation, cellular component: cytoplasm. The record is from RefSeq and is a predicted model, not a curated record.